AUGGCUAUCCACCAAAGGUACUCGUCAUCCUCUCCAGAUGCAGACACGAUGGAGAAGCACGCCCAAGAGCAGACUCUUUCGACCAUGGACAGCCAAAGAGGAGUUCGCGGUGUCGAAGUACAGGAGGGAAGUCGACUGCAUCGCGGACUCAAGGCCAGACAUAUCACCAUGAUUGCCAUCGGUGGUGCCAUCGGAACUGGACUGAUUAUCGGAACGGGCAAGGCUCUCGCUCAAGCAGGCCCAGGCUCGAUCUUCAUCUCCUACACCGUUGUUGGCUUCCUCGUCUACCUCGUCAUGUGCGCGCUUGGUGAAAUGGCAGCUUGGUUGCCGUUGUCGUCAGGCUUCACUGGCUAUGCCGUCCGGUUUUGCGACCCUGCAUUGGGCUUCUCUCUGGGAUACACCUAUUGGUUCAAAUACAUCAUCGUCACACCUAAUCAGCUCACCGCAGGGGCACUGAUCAUUCAGUACUGGGUGGACCGCGAUCGCGUCAAUCCCGGCGUCUUUAUUGCCGUAUUCUGGGUCGCCAUCGUUUGCAUCAACUACUUUGGCAUCCGCUUCUUUGGCGAGUUCGAAUUCUGGCUCUCGACGAUCAAGGUCAUUGUCAUUAUCGGCGUCAUCAUCCUCUCCCUCGUGCUCGCCUUGGGAGGAGGACCAGACCACGACCGCAAGGGUUUCCGGUACUGGAAUGACCCUGGCGCAUUCGCCGAGUACAUCGACGAGGGCGCUACAGGCCGUUUCCUCGCGUUCUGGUCAACGAUGGUCACCGCGACAUUCGCCUAUCUCGGAACUGAACUUGUAGGCGUGACGGUCGGCGAAGCGCAGAAUCCGCGAAAGACCAUCCCCCGCGCCAUCAAACUGACCUUCUACCGGAUACUGUUCUUCUACUGCCUGAGCGUUCUCCUCCUGGGGAUGCUCGUGCCUUACAACAGUGAAGAAUUGGCCUUUGCCAACAAAGCCUCCUCCUCCGCCUCGGCCUCCCCCUUCGUGGUCGCCGUCAAAAUCGCCGGCAUCAAGGCCCUCCCCGGCAUCCUCAACGGCUGUAUUCUGUUGUUUGUCUUCUCGGCAUCCAAUUCCGACCUGUACAUCGCCAGCCGGACGCUGUACGGUCUUGCAUGCGAAGGCAACGCGCCCCGACUGUUCAAGCGCACCGACGCGCGAGGCGUGCCCAUCUUCGCCCUGGGCCUCUCCGCGGCCUUUGCGCUCCUGGCAUUCAUGAAUGUCUCGGACGACAGCAAGAUCGUGUUUGGUUAUUUCGUCAACCUGACCACAAUUUUUGGACUCCUGACCUGGAUCUCCAUCCUCGUCACGCACAUCUACUUUGUGAAGGCGCGGCGGGCGCAAAACGUACCGGACACGGCCUUGGCAUUCACAGCACCGCUGGGCAUCGCCGGCUCAUACGGCGCGUUGGCCCUCUGCAUCCUGAUCGCGCUGACGAAGAAUUUCAACGUCUUCGUCCACUCUCCCUCGACGUACGGGGACUUUGACUACAAGAACUUCAUCACGGGAUACCUCGGCAUUCCGCUGUACUUGAUCAUGAUCUUGGGGUACAAGCUGAUCAUGAAGUCCAAGGGCGUGAAGCCCGAAACUGCCGACCUCUUCUCUGGGAAGGACAUCAUCGAUAGAGAAGAGGAAGAGUUCCUGGCCGAGAAGGCGAGGCGGGACGCGCUGAGGAAAGGAUCCGUUGGCAAGAAGGGUGGCUGGUUCUAUCGCCGGUUUGUCUCCUGGUUGUUCUAG
Messenger RNA from Cladophialophora yegresii CBS 114405, 1734 nucleotides. RefSeq lists its product as uncharacterized. The transcript has 3 exons. The record is from RefSeq and is a predicted model, not a curated record. Gene Ontology annotation, molecular function: amino acid transmembrane transporter activity. The coding region runs from base 1 to 1734 and encodes 577 amino acids. Gene Ontology annotation, biological process: amino acid transmembrane transport. NCBI's taxonomy places the organism in Eukaryota, Fungi, Ascomycota, Eurotiomycetes, Chaetothyriales, Herpotrichiellaceae. Gene Ontology annotation, cellular component: membrane.